This is a messenger RNA of Metarhizium album ARSEF 1941, 1068 nucleotides long. RefSeq names its product TRI14-like protein. Lineage: Eukaryota; Fungi; Ascomycota; Sordariomycetes; Hypocreales; Clavicipitaceae. The coding region runs from base 1 to 1068 and encodes 355 amino acids. The transcript is spliced from 2 exons. The record is from RefSeq and is a predicted model, not a curated record.
AUGCAUACUGCUGUCCUUUCUUCGUUGGCCGCACUUGGCGUCGUCGCCAGUGCUGUUCCCGCCGCCAACCAAGACUUCCCCAAACGUGAAGAUUUCAACAUUUCCUACACCGCCAGGGGACUCCGUCCCGAGUCCAUGGUCUGCGCUCCCUCUUCCGACCUGUGCUACAUGAGUAUGCUUUACAAACCUGGCGCUGCGCAGUUCAACCGCAAGACCCGUCAGAUCACCCUCGAGAUGAGCGAUCCGAGGUUUGAGGGCAAUCUCAACUUCCACGCCAGCGGCCUCGACCUUCUCCCCCAGUCCAGCACCGACCUGGCCGUCGUCUUCAACGACGCCAGUGCGUUUGACUCUGCCGGCAAAAAUGUCACGGGCACGAACCACCUCGUCCGGUUCAGCUUGAAGAGCGGCAAGCCAGAGGUGGUGGCGACCGCCUCCCUUACCGACGCGGCCGGGCAAGUCGUAGGGUGCCAGGAUGUCGCCCACGACUCUUGCGGCAACGCCUUCGUCGCCUGCACGUUCCCCGGCAUGAUCCUCAAGGUCCGCCCCAACGGCAAGGACGUCGAGCGGUGGUACGUCAACGACUACGUGAGCAGCCCAGGCCAGACGGACCCGGGCUACACGGGCGUAGUCGUCAAGGGCGCCAUGCUGCUCGCCGCCGACCAGCACGACAACAAGCUGGUCAAGUUCAAUGUCAAGGAGAAGAAGGGCUCUCCCAUCGUCAUCCCCAUCACCGGGAACGACGGAAACGUCGGCGGACAGAGCCUCGACGGCGUCUUCAUGCCCGAAAUGUUCGACGGCAAGGUCAUCCUCGUCAACGACAACCUCAAGGGAGUCAAUGUCCUCUACUCACAGGACGGCCUGUGGAACGAGGCCCAGCACCGGGGCCUGAUUGAGAGCACCUACGACGCCGGCAAGACCAACUUCCCCACGGGCACCGUCCAGAUCGGCGACCGUGUCUACAUAGUCCACGAGCAGUUCACCUUCGUCCCCAACGACCCUGCCACGCCGGAUGUGCCGCUUCAGGACAUCACUGGCGAGAUUCUGAAGCGCAUUCCCGGAAAGAACUAA